Topomyia yanbarensis is the source of this 1611-nucleotide messenger RNA. RefSeq lists its product as uncharacterized. The coding region runs from base 1 to 1611 and encodes 536 amino acids. Lineage: Eukaryota; Metazoa; Arthropoda; Insecta; Diptera; Culicidae. Gene Ontology annotation, molecular function: aspartic-type endopeptidase activity. The record is from RefSeq and is a predicted model, not a curated record. The transcript has 2 exons. Gene Ontology annotation, biological process: proteolysis.
AUGCACCUGAUGCAGCAACAGCAGCUUCAGCACCACCAGCUAAUUGCACAGUUUCUCCAGCAGCAGCAGCAACACGACGAGCAGCAGCAAGCAUUUUUCCGGAGUGCAGUUUCAUCUAUCCACAUACAAGUCCCACCGAACCCAGAGCAAAUUCUUGACUCUUUGGCAGGCAACGUGAAGGAAUUUCGCUACGACGCUGACAAUAGCGUCACGUUUGCGGCUUGGUACAGCAGGUAUGAAGAUUUAUUCGAGAAAGAUGCCGCUCGUUUGGACGACGAAGCGAAAGUCAGGUUACUGUUGCGAAAGCUGGGCGCAGUUGAACAUGAAAGGUAUGUUUCUUUUAUUCUACCGAAACUUCCGAAAGAACACACCUUUGCCCAAUCAGUAGCGAAGCUGAAAAAUUUAUUUGGGUCGAAAGAGUCGGUAAUAAGCAGGCGGUAUAGAACGUUGCAAAUCGCCAAGCACCCGACUGAAGACCAUAUUGCUUUCGCAUGUCGUGUUAAUAAAGCCUGCGUUGAGUUUGAGCUGGGAAAGCUAUCGGAAGAGCAGUUUAAAUGCUUGACCUACGUUUGUCGACUGAAAGCAGAAAGCGAUGCUGAAACCCGUACGCGGCUUCUUUGCAGGAUUGAGGAAAACAAUGGCGUCCCGUUGGAGCAACUAGCGGAAGAAUGCCAGCGUCUUCUUAACCUCAAACUUGACAACGCUAUGAUCGAGUCAGCCACAAGUUUCGGUCAAGUGAAUGUCAUUAAGCAGCGAUCUUCUGAUAAACGAUUCAACAAACGGGAUCAGCCAUCUUCGAAGCCUGCUGCAAACGACAUGAGAAAAAAACCUGGUACACCGUGUUGGUUUUGCGGUGCAUUUCACUACGUACGGGACUGUCUCUUCAAAAACCACAAAUGCUCAGAAUGUAAGCAGUUUGGACACUGCAACAGUUCAAAAAAGUCACAAUGUUCAUCGAGAAAAAGUAAGCAUUCGGUGGUAAGCAAAAUGGUCGUCGUUAAUGUGUGCAACGUGCAGAAGCGAAGGAGAUUCGUUUCCGUUACCCUUGAUGGAACACAGGUUCGUCUUCAGUUGGACACGGCUUCCGAUAUUACCGUCAUCAGCCAGCAGAUCUGGAAGAAAAUUGGCAGCCCAAGGUUGUCACCAGCAACAGUGAAAGUCAAGGCAGCAUCUGGAAACAUUUUGCCACUUGAUGAUGAAUUUAACUGUGACAUCACUAUCGGCGAAAACACACGCACGCAGAUAAUUCGUGUCACCGAGAAACCACUACAACUGCUUGGAUCUGAUGUAGUCGAUAGUUUCAAUUUGUGGUCCAUACCAAUGGAUACCUUUUGCUGCCAAGUUACUAGUACCCCGUCCACCAGUGCAAUUCUCAAAGCUACUUACCCAAAAGUGUUCAGCGAAAAGCUCGGGUUGUGCAACUGGACCAAAAUUAAAUUUGAGCUUCAUCAGUAUCCACUGCCACUCCCGGAAGACAUCUUUGCCAAGCUGGCUAACUGCAAAAUAUUCAGCCAGAUUGAUCUUUCGGGCGCUUUUCUACAGGUGGAAAUCGACGAACAGUACCGUCAUUUGCUGACAAUUAACACAGAUAGUAGCCGCAGAUACCGUUAA